AUGUCGUCUCAGUGGGAGAUCCGUUUCAGCAAUUCGCGUCGUCUGCCCUACUUCUACGACCACGUCUCGCAACAGUCAACAUGGGAGAUCCCCCAAGGCCACACCGAAGAGUCCAUCCGCUCGCUUCCCGGUGCCAAGUAUCUCGACCCGGCCAACGCGCCCGGUAGUGCGGCUGACAAGCCGGACAAGGUUCGAGCCAGUCACCUGCUCAUCAAGCAUGCUGGCAGUCGCAGACCCAGUUCCUGGAAGGAGGCCAACAUCACGCGAUCCAAACAGGAUGCCAUCGAGCAGCUCAAAAAGUUCGAGCAAGAACUCCAGCAAGACUCGAGUAAAGACAAAUUUGCCUCGCUCGCUAGUGUCCACUCAGACUGCUCUUCAGCAAGGGCCGGAGGCGAUCUCGGCUUCUUCCAGCGUGGGCAGAUGCAAAAGCCCUUUGAAGAUGCUGCUUUCGGUCUCAAGCCGGGCGAGCUGAGCAGCAUCGUCGACACUGACAGCGGCGUGCAUCUCAUCUACCGCACUGCCUGA
Messenger RNA from Mycosarcoma maydis (corn smut), 525 nucleotides. Its product is annotated as putative prolyl isomerase Ess1. The record is from RefSeq and is a predicted model, not a curated record. Gene Ontology annotation, cellular component: nucleus; cytosol. The transcript is spliced from 4 exons. Lineage: Eukaryota; Fungi; Basidiomycota; Ustilaginomycetes; Ustilaginales. Gene Ontology annotation, molecular function: protein binding; peptidyl-prolyl cis-trans isomerase activity. Bases 1 to 525 code for a protein of 174 amino acids.